CGACAGUAUGUCGAUUAACUUUGUUCCUCGAAUGGACAAUAACGAAGUCAACUAUCUUGCACAAAUGGCUUCGGGAUUUAAAGAGUUUGCGAAAAGCAAUGCAAUAGAAAAGAUAGUGGUGCAAAUACUUAAGCCCUUACGGGAGUAGCUGAGAGUUGAGAAAGUUUGCGUAAUAGAGAAAGACGGUGAUGACUGGCGUGCACCACUGUUGUCUUACUUGCAAGAUCCAAACAAGACUGUUGACCAUGUCGUCAAGUUUAGAGCAAGGAGCUACGUAGUUUUGGAUGGGACCUUGUAUAAACGCAGACCUGAUGGGUUAUUAUUAAAAUGCUUGGGGGGCAAGGAAGCAUUGCAAGCUAUGGCAGAGGUGCAUGAAGGAAUAUGCGGAGCCCAACAAGCUAGUCCUUCCAUGCGAUGGAUUCUACAUCGCUACGGAUUCUACUGGCCCACCAUCGGGCCAGAUUGUGUCGCGUAUGCCAAGGGCUACGAAGCUUGUCAACGUCACAGUCCUGUUCAAAGAGCGCCGGCGGUCGAUCUGAAAUCCAUAAUCAAACCGAGGCCGUUUUAUGGUUGGGCCAUGGAUUUGAUUGGUAUGAUUUACCCUCCAUCGUCAAAGAAACAUGUUUUCAUAAUUUUGGCCACUGACUACUUCACUAAGUGGGUGGAGGCCAAACCGUUGAAGGUGGCGAACCAAGAGGAAGUGAUUUCGUUCAUACAAGGACAGUGUUGAAGGGGGAAAACAGUGUUGUUUAUUGGCCUAAAACGACUAUGCCGCGGCUCUUAGUUUUUAUUUGAGAAAAGAAAAAAACUCAGGCCACUUAUCUGCAGCUUUGCGGGAAGAGUGCCGCCAGGUCUGUUUUGAGAAGAGCAGCAUUGUUAGAAUAAAAAAAAUAUAAAAAAGGGAGAGAGAGUGCGGCCAAAAGAGCACUGAUUAAAAAAAAUCAAAAUCUGGACUGUUUGGACGUGAAACAGUGAUGCGAGUGCGAGGCCACACAACCGGACGCAAUAGAGAAGAAUAAUAAUAUAAAAAUCGGCCAUGGGUAAAAUAAAAAUAAAAAACAGUACUGGUU
Molecule: messenger RNA, 1070 nt
Organism: Linum trigynum
Lineage: Eukaryota; Viridiplantae; Streptophyta; Magnoliopsida; Malpighiales; Linaceae
Source: the annotation of a GenBank genome assembly